Molecule: messenger RNA, 3454 nt
Organism: Oxyura jamaicensis (ruddy duck)
Lineage: Eukaryota; Metazoa; Chordata; Aves; Anseriformes; Anatidae
Gene: CTNNAL1
Product: catenin alpha like 1
Exons: 19
Coding region: 87-2378 (763 amino acids)
Biological process (GO): cell adhesion; Rho protein signal transduction
Molecular function (GO): actin filament binding; cadherin binding
Source: RefSeq, a predicted model, not a curated record
GGCAGCGGCGGGAGCGGAGUUGGAGGGGCGAGGAGGAGGAGGAGGAGGAAGGCGGCGGCGGGGGUCGUCUCGGCGGGCUGCCCGCCAUGGCCACGUCCCCGUGCAGCAGCAGCGGCGUCUCCUCGUCGUCCUCGUCGGGGCUGGGGGCGGACGCGGGGCUGGAGAUCCGCACGCGCUCCGUGGAGCAGACGCUGGUGCCGCUGGUGUCGCAGAUAACUACUCUUAUUAAUCACAAGGACAAACCAAAGCGUUCAGACAAGACUCUGCAAGCAAUUCAGCGAGUGGGCCAAGCAGUUAACCUGGCAGUUGGAAGAUUUGUUACAGUAGGUGAAGCUAUAGCCAACGAAAACCAUGAAUUGAAAGAAGAAAUGAGUGUUGCUUGCAUUGAGGCAAGGAGAGCAGGUGAAACAAUUGCGCAACUUACAGAUGUGGCAAGCUUGGAUCAUCCAGAAUCUGAUAGCCACAUAACAAUCUUUACAGACAAAACAGGAGUGGUAAAAGCUGCAAGGCUGUUGCUUUCUUCAGUCACAAAGGUGCUCGUGUUAGCAGACAGAAUUGUUAUUAAGCAAAUAAUAACUUCCAGAAACAAGGUUCUUGCAACAAUGGAACAGCUAGAAAAAGUCAGUAGCUUCCAAGAAUUUGUACAAAUAUUCAGCCAGUUUGGAAAUGAAAUGGUUGAGUUUGCCCAUUUAACUGGAGACCGGCAAAAUGAUUUGAAGGAUGAGAAGAAAAAGGCUAGAAUGGCAGCCUCUAGGGCUGUUCUUGAGAAGUGCACCAUGAUGCUCCUAACUGCUUCAAAGACUUGUCUUAGGCAUCCAGACUGUGAAUCUGCUCGUAUAAACAAAGAUGGUGUUUUUCAUCGGAUGAGACUAGCUUUGGAACAGGUAAUAGAAAUUGUAACUGACUCUAGACCAAAUGGAGAAAAUGAAAUGGCACCCAUCAGUAUAUAUUCUGGCAUCAAAGAAUUCAAGAAUAAGGUGGAGGGUCUUCGUGAGAAUCUUUAUUUUCUCUCAAAAGAGAACCUUUCAACAAUGCUGGAGGUUAUCCUGGAACAUACGGAGGACUUCACGGAUUCUGCCUAUACCAGUCAUGAGCACAGAGAACACAUUUUGGAGCUGUCUAAGCAGGCUAAAAUGGAACUAGAGCAGCUGGUUUCAGUAUGGAUGCAAGCUCAAAACCAGAAGACCAAGGAUCUCAUGGAAGACUUGGAAGUAGCCAUUUUAAAAACAUGCCAGUGCAUGAAUGAACUUAAAAGAGAAGUCCACGGUGCAGCAACAUCUUUGGCAGCAGAUCUUCUAAAAUACCAUACAGAUCAUAUGGUUCUCAAAGCAUUAAAAAUCACAGGAGUAGAAGGAAAUCUAGAAGCUGUAGCAGAAUAUACUUGCAAGCUAUCAGAGCAGAAAGAACAACUUGUCGAGAUGUGUCGCUUGUUGAGGCAUGUUUCUGGAACAGAGCCCCUUGAGAUUACGUGCAUACAUGCAGAAGAUACCUUUCAGGUCACUGGCCCACAGAUAAUUUCUGCUGUAGAAACAUUGGCAUUGCAUCCAUCUAGCAAGAUUGCAAAAGAAAAUCUGGAGGUGUUCUGUGAGGCCUGGGAGUCUCAGCUGAGUGACAUGUCUAUGCUGUUGAGAGAAAUCAAUGAUGUGUUUGAAGGAAGAAGAGGAGAGAAGCGUGUCUACUUGUCACUGCCCAGACCAGGGAAGCAUAAUGCAAAUCUGAAAGCACUAAAGCCAGUCAAACUAGAUACUGAGGAACAGGCAAAAAUUGCAAAACUUGGAUUAGAACUGCACCUACUCACAUCUGAUGUGGACUCUGAGACAGAGAAAUGGGAGGAUCAGGAGAAUGAGAUUGUGCAACAUGGGCAAGGCAUGUCAAGUAUGGCUUAUUCCAUGUAUUUAUUUACCAGAGGAGAAGGACUUCUGAAAACUACUCAAGAUUUAUUUCAUCAAGCAGAGAUUUUUGCAACAGAGGGCAUGAAGCUUGCUUCAGCUUUUCAAGCCUUUUCUGAUCAGGUACACGAUGAUGACAAACCUUUGCUUCUUCUGGAAGCUGAAAAACUUGUCCCUAUGUGCAAGCAGCUCCAAAUAACAGCAAAAGCUUCUGUUCAGGGUAAAAGUGCCAUAUUUACAAAGGUUGAUGCAUGCAUUCAGAAAACAAGGAACGUGAUGACUCUGUUGUGUCAACUUCUUCCACUUUGCAGCAAAUUAAUGAGAAAGAAUAAAGCAGGAAAUGGCUAUCUUAAACCUGCUCCACCAUGGAAAGAAGACAGAAUACGAACCGGCACAAAUGCACACGCUACAGAAAGGAGAGCUGAGACAUUUGGCAUCAAAUCUUUGGAAAAUCAUGUAACAAACAUGACAUUUUUAGAGAGCAAGUAACUAUAGCACUUAGAAAUGCAGGAACUCCACCAGAGAAUAACACUUUGCUGAAGUUUCAAUUUUGCUUUCAUUUGUGGAAAGUCAAACCAGGUUAAUUUGAAUUAAAACCGUUGACCUUUGUCACAUCUAAUAGAUGUCCCAUUACCUAACAAUUACAGCACCAACUAGUGUAAUCGUUAUAUAUUUUUAUAAUGUGAAUGAAUUUCCUGCGCUCGCUAUCGAUACUGGUUUUGUAGUUAAUGCUUCUGAAUGUCUUAAUGGAUGUUCCAGCCCAAAGAUGCUGCUAAUAGACAUUUCACGUAAAGAACCUUGUGCUCAAUAUGCUAUAUGUAACACUACUGCUGAAGUCUGUAAACUCAUCUCUGGCCUGCUUCAGUCUAUGAAUUUGAAAAGCCCAAUCAGGAAUGUAGUCUGAAAGGCUGUGGCCUAAAGCACUGAAAUGUUACCUUAGUUUUGAGUUAUACCUGCAAUGAAGUAUAGUACUAGGAAAAAAUACUCCUGCUCAACAAUGAAUCUUAAUUUUGUUGGCAUGAUUCAUUUUUUCCAAAUUAUACUUCUAACUCAUUAGUAGUCCUGUCUCGAUACCAUUUUCUUUUACUAUCUUUAUUUGUAGAUAGCUGUUGUUGCUUCCUUUCUGAUUAAAAUUUGUUGAGCAGAAUUUGAAUUGCAUGUGGAACCACUGAAGUAUUAUGUAGACUUUAUAGCAUUUAAAAUUGAAGUAAAUAAAUACUGAUUAUUACAAACUUCCGUAGAAAGGGCAUUAUUUGACUUCAGGAUGCUAGGAAAACAUAGCCAGGUGUGAAAUACUUGUUUUCAAGUUUAUCUGCUCUUUGUAUACAGGCUCCGGCUGCAUUUUCUUUUAAGUUCACCUCUGUCAAACUCCAUGUUGUAUUAGUUCAGCUAAAUUACAUGACAACUAAAUUAUGUGAUUCUUCUGUAUUAUGCUUGCAGUAAGCAGAAGCAAAGAAGCCUGUGGAACGCAAAUAUUCUCCAAAAUAUCAAUCUGUGCUUAUUUAAAAGCUUGUAGUAGCACUAGAAUUGAGGAAAAAAAAAAAGGCAGAUUUUCUUAUACAAAA